GAGACAAUUUUUAGGGUUGUCUGUCUCUUCCGUCGGACUAAAAUAAAAACGCUGUCUUUCCCUUUCUUUGAGAUCUCUCUCUUCUUUUUUUUCUUAUCUUCUCUCAUAAUAAUUCUCUCUCCUCUCUCUUCCCCUCCUCUUCUCUUUCCCCAAUCUCUCUCAGGUUUCUCUUUCCUCUCUCACCAGAAGGGCAAAAAAAUUCCCUUAAAGAGUCCCCCGUUUUUGUUUAACCCCUCUUCUCAUAUCUUUGAAAUGGAUGACGAUGGGUUUCGCAAUUGGGGUUACUAUGAACCAGCGGCUGCUACGUUUAAAGGUAAUCUCGGUUUGCAGCUAAUGUCUACCAUUGAUCGGAACACUAAACCGUUUUUACCUGGCCGUGACCCGAAUCUAAUGAUCGGGCCUAAUGGGUCAUAUCACCACCAAGAGCCUCCUAUCCACAUGAGCUACAAUUGGAUUAACCAACAGAAGGAUAAGUUCUUCAAUAUGUUGCCUGUUACAACCGCUCCUAAUUACGGUAAUGUCCUUCCCGAAACUUCGUCUGCCCCGUCGAUGCAGAUGAAUCUCCAUCAUCAUCAUCAAACCGAGGAGACCCCGGUUAAAUUGGAAGAAGAGAUUGUUGUUCAGACUAAGAAGAGAAAGACCAAUGCAAAAGCUGGCUCCACAGCAAAGGCUAAGAAGCCAAGGAAACCAAAGGAUGAGAACAGCAACAGCAACAACAACAACACGAAUGUUUCUCGAGUUAAACCGGUUAAGAAAAGUGUCGAUUUGGUGAUUAACGGAGUGAGUAUGGACAUUUCGGGUCUUCCUGUCCCGAUCUGCACUUGCACUGGAGCUCCCCAGCAAUGCUACCGUUGGGGAUGUGGAGGUUGGCAGUCUGCUUGUUGUACCACAAACAUCUCGAUGCAUCCAUUACCGAUGAGUACUAAACGCCGUGGAGCAAGGAUCUCGGGAAGGAAGAUGAGUCAGGGCGCAUUUAAGAAGGUUCUUGAGAAACUCGCUUCUGAUGGGUUUAACUUUGGAAAUCCGAUUGAUCUUAAGAGCCAUUGGGCAAGGCAUGGAACUAACAAGUUCGUCACAAUCAGAUGAUUAGUUGCUUGAUUAGUAAAAAAAGAUGAAGAAGAAGAAGUGAGUGUUUCCGGCGGUUUUUUCGAUCUCUUCCGGGAUGGAAUCUCUCAAUGAUGGUUUAUGUAUAUAUACAACAAAUCUUCUGUGACCUUUUUCAAAAUUCUCUCUGCAAUCUGAGUUCGAUUCUGUUUUCAGGUAAAACCAUCUUCGUUGUAGGGUUUGGAAACAGAGUUCUCUGUUUUUCUUACCACUUUUUAUCAUACGUUGCUUUGUUUUUUGUUUGUUUGUCUAUCUGUGUCUGAGGAAGAAAGUGUCUGAGAAAAAUCUGCAGGGAAAUUUAUUUUUUUUGUACUUUUUUUUUUCUUCCUUCUAAACAUUUUACUGACUUGUAACA
Molecule: messenger RNA, 1459 nt
Organism: Arabidopsis lyrata subsp. lyrata
Lineage: Eukaryota; Viridiplantae; Streptophyta; Magnoliopsida; Brassicales; Brassicaceae
Product: protein BASIC PENTACYSTEINE2
Exons: 2
Coding region: 253-1086 (277 amino acids)
Biological process (GO): response to ethylene
Cellular component (GO): nucleus
Molecular function (GO): DNA-binding transcription factor activity; sequence-specific DNA binding
Source: RefSeq, a predicted model, not a curated record